This is a messenger RNA of Candidozyma duobushaemuli, 873 nucleotides long. RefSeq lists its product as uncharacterized. Bases 1 to 873 code for a protein of 290 amino acids. The record is from RefSeq and is a predicted model, not a curated record. The transcript has a single exon. NCBI's taxonomy places the organism in Eukaryota, Fungi, Ascomycota, Pichiomycetes, Serinales, Metschnikowiaceae.
AUGCUUGCGAGUGAAAUACUGGCCUUGAUCGUCCAAAGAGUUGAGGAAAGGACAGAUGGUUUUGACAAGCCUCUGUGUGGUAAAACUGUUAGAGAGGUCUGUAAACCCAUUCCAAACGAUCAACCUUUACCUAGACGUGUUCCACGCUUUUCAGCCAGAUUUUUCACUGAACGUGUUGAUGAUUAUUGGGAUAAUAAAAUCCCAUUUGAUGUUAUCACGUUAAAGGGAGCAAGCAACUACCAAGAAUGGCGUGUUAGCUGGGACAAUCACAUUGAGGCCUUGAUUCGUCAUCUUGGUGAAUUCAUUUUACACUACCAUAAUCAAUUCAAAGAUGCUUCUAGCGAAGCUGUUGAUUACAACAGAUACAGGAAAGCAUCCCCCAAGGAGUUGAGCGAAGCCUGUAGCUUGGCUGAUUACUUCUUGAGAGGCGAGAUUAAUAGAAGCUUUGAUAUUGUAGUUUAUGUGGAUGUAGGUAAGAUGGAAGAUUUCUGCUAUCACGAAAUUCUCAGCCAAGACCAAUUGAUUGAAAAGAAGGAUCCCCACAUAUUAAAAGCGGUCGAAGCUUACUCCUACCUGAAACGAGUGAACAUCAUCGGAACCUUCGAGUCAAGGCAAGAACAUCACUCUAUAUAUAAACCCGAUUGGGUCGUCAGAGUUAUUGGUGAUAGUGUGGAUGUCACCGAAUACGACAUUGAAAAAGUAGCCAAAGUCUUCGAGGAAGUGGAGGAGAAAAACCUCAGGAAAACCUAUGAAGAAGCAGCUGAUGCAAAAAGACCUAUUUCCAAGUGGCAGAUGGCGAUCGAAAGGAGAGUGAGGGAGAUAUGUUUUUCAGUUCUAGGGGCACCAAUACCAGACGACAUUUCGGAUUAUUAA